Messenger RNA from Meloidogyne enterolobii, 213 nucleotides. NCBI's taxonomy places the organism in Eukaryota, Metazoa, Nematoda, Chromadorea, Rhabditida, Meloidogynidae. The record is from the annotation of a GenBank genome assembly.
AUGAGAAACCCCGUAGGAGCUUUACAAAUUAGAACCCUUGCCAUGCAGCUUUUUCCUUCUCGCUCAAAAUAUUUUUUAGAAGCUUAUUGGGAUGCAACAAAAGAUAAUUUUGGUUAUUUAUUGGUUGAUAUUCAUCCAAGCACUCCUGAAGUUCUAAGACUGAGAACACAUAUAUACCCAAAAGAGAAUGCAAUUAUUUAUCUUCCAAAAUGA